Molecule: messenger RNA, 2082 nt
Organism: Yamadazyma tenuis ATCC 10573
Lineage: Eukaryota; Fungi; Ascomycota; Pichiomycetes; Serinales; Debaryomycetaceae
Source: RefSeq, a predicted model, not a curated record
CUGGAGACUCCAAUUUUCACCUACUUCACCAUGAGUAACUUCCAACGAUCCAUUCCCACGUCGCCCAAGACCACGUCGCUGGCUAUCUCACCCAACUUGUCACAUGAACGUAACCCAUCCAUCUCCAGUCAGCAUCAUACCCACAAACACAGCAUUGGCUCUCACCUCCCCCCCUCGCUGUCGCAGGCCUCGUCACGUAAACCUUCCAUUGUGGAAAUGCUAAGCUCUCCUCCGCCGUUGCCUGCCAACCCGUUCCCCAACAACGACGACAUCAACUCGUUCAACUUGUCACGCAACAACAGCUUGAGCUCGCGGUCCAGUAUGGACAUGCACGAGGUUCAAUUGACAGAAUUGAUUGAGAGUAACCGUUUAAUCACCAUCAACUCGUCGUACCUGAUCCAAAAGGCGUUUGAAACUCUCAUGGAGCACUCUUUGACCAGUGUCCCGGUCAUUACCUCGCCUGACCCCCGUGACCUCACCAACUGCUUGACAUUUGAUUACUCAGACCUAAACACAUACAUCCUCAUGAUUAUGAAUAAGAUCCGGUACCAGGACUUGACGGUGGGUGGUGCCGGCAGCGACACCGACAUCACGGCUGAGGUGUUUGACCUGUACGUCGAGAAGGGCAAGAAGGGCGAGGAGGUGCCGGUGACGUUCAUCAUUGCGUUGCAUCCCAAGAACCCAUUUGUCAAGAUCAACGAGAACGACAGCUUGGUGUCGGUGAUGGAAAUCUUGGGCAACGGCGUCCACCGAGUGGCGCUCGUCAACAACAUCGGGCAUAUUGUGGGGAUCUUGUCACAGAGACGGUUAAUUCGGUUCAUCUGGGACAAUGCCAGACGCUUUAGUAACUUGGAGUACUAUUUUAACCAGUCGAUUGAGGAUUUGAAGAUCGGUUCGUCCAACCCUCUCACCAUAUAUGGUGACAGCUUGUUGAUUGAAGCCCUCCACAAGAUGUUUGUGGAACGCAUCAGUUCGUUGGCGGUGAUUGACCGCAAGGGCAAUUUGGUUGCAAAUAUUUCCAUAGUCGACGUCAAGAACCUCACGUCCUCUAAGAACAGUCACUUGCUCUACAAGUCGGUGAUGAACUUCAUCGGCUUCAAUUUGAGCCAGAAGGGGAUCGAGGAGGGAAAGGACCAGUUCCCGAUUUUCCAUGUAAAUAGACACACCGGCCUUGGAAGGAUCAUUGCCAAGUUGGUGGCCACCGAGAGCCACCGGUUGUGGAUCGUGGAUCCACCCAACCAGUCAACAAUCGAGGAUACGUUAUCGUUUGACGGUGGAUUACCUGGGAAGUUGACGGGGGUGAUCACCUUGACGGACAUUCUUGGAUUUUUGGCAUCAAUCAAGUCAAAUGGCAAGAAAAUCGAUCCUAGCUAUGCCAGAAACCAGAGAAGAAGGUCUUCGACGUCGACUACGCGGUCGUCAUUUGAUAAUUCGUCGAGCCUGGAGAUUUUCCGCAAGUAAGAGGGAUUGGCAUCCUGUUCAAGCAGAGAAUAUUGAGCGGUUGUCAAUUGGACCAUUGGAGAUAGCUGGAGGUUAAAAUCAUUUGAGUAUCGGACAAACAAUUGGAGCUCUAUAUCGAAAGACUCUUUCUGAUGAGCGUUUUGGUCUUGACUUUCACUAUCAAUUUAAAUUUUAGAUGAAAACCCCAUUUGCAGCUUUUAUCAGUCGCUGGGUAGCACCUGGACAGUAUCACGUGCCAUAGACACCUCCUACCAGUCAAUUAUUCAGUAUAAGCUGGCUCCAAUCUACUUAUAGUUGUCUUUUCCAGUACUUGGUUAUCAUAUCCUCAACCUCUCGAUUUGACCUCAGAAAUCCACACCAUCACUCCUACAUUGUUCUCCCAACCCUACAACAAGUAUCUUCAACUAUCCUCCUUUUUAUUUUAUCGUCAUAUAACCUAGUAUCCUAUUUAUUUAUACAAUAUACUUUUUCCAUUAGAUACGAGAUAAGAGACUUGACACAAAAUCAUUGCUUCUCUACCUGGCACUAAUGAGACGCGCAACUUCUCCCCAGUAGCUCUCCCAAUGGCCCCGCGCACCGUAGGCCACUCGAGUGAAAUUUUUCUCCCUGUUGUCUCUCAUC